AUGGGGAAUUCUCUCCUUCUGGGAGUCGUUUACCUCGUUGAGGAUUUUCACUUUAUCAUCGUCACCAUCAUUAGGUGUUGGGACAGAAACCACCUGGCCGUGUUGGCUCUCGAUGCUCAAACGAACCUUAAACAGAGGUAUCGACUUUUGCACAUCGAGCUGUUCAGCAUGAUGCGCCCGCGUUCUCGUCUAAGCGGAAAGGGGCACAGUCGUUUACGAGCAGUGACUGUUGUGCGUGGCGAAGUUGCCGAUUCGGAUUUACGUCAAUCGAAGCACGUUGGAGUCACGAGCUGCAGCCGUCUGCUGGUCCAGCUACUUUGCAAUCCUCCUCUUUGUCAACGACCCUCAGAACUCGAUUAA
Messenger RNA from Mesocestoides corti, 360 nucleotides. NCBI's taxonomy places the organism in Eukaryota, Metazoa, Platyhelminthes, Cestoda, Cyclophyllidea, Mesocestoididae. The record is from the annotation of a GenBank genome assembly.